Messenger RNA from Vicia faba (fava bean), 399 nucleotides. The record is from the annotation of a GenBank genome assembly. NCBI's taxonomy places the organism in Eukaryota, Viridiplantae, Streptophyta, Magnoliopsida, Fabales, Fabaceae.
AUGACAUCUUCGUUCGAUUUUCAUAACCUUACGUUCUCUCAAUGGCACGAUCUGUACCUCGACCUCAUCUCCGAUUCAACUUCAACGACGCGGCUUCGUCUCUACGACAGACCGCUCAACGAAUUUCAGAUUUCGGAUUUCGUUCGCACAAACGAGCUUCACAUUAUGCCAGCAAGAUCAAUGGAGAAUACAUCGAAAACAGAGGAAGAGUUGCAGAAGUCUGUUGCCAAGAGGGAUGAAGGAUUUGUCGUGGUUGUUAUAGAGAAGGAUGAAGGAUUUGUUGUGGUUGUUGCAGAGAAUGAAGGAUUGCUUUGGAUUGAAAGAACGGGCAUAGAUCAUGGCAAGUUACAAUACGCCAGUUUGGUCAUGAAGAAGAUAAUGAAGAUGGAAGCAAACUAA